CGACUUUUCGCGGACAACGACGAUGGUCCAACCCGGGAGUGGACGUGGUCGUUAAUAAAUUAGAACACCUCGUUAACGAAAUCAUAGUGCUUUGCUGAUCGAAUGAUUUUCACUUGAACACUUGAACUGAUUGGUAAUCGACAAGUUUGCAGAUUCAAGGCGAAACGAUGACGAGUUUGCGAGUUUCAGGAUUCUCGCGACGUCUGUUUGUUGGUGUUCUUUUGGCUGGCGUUUUGGCACUGCUGAUUUGUGGGGAUGCGUCCAAGGCCGACGAAGUACCAGCGUUCUUCCUGAAAAUCGCGAAGAAUAUUCCACGCGUGGGACGUAGCGAGGGAUACAAUGACUUCCUUAAAUCACGGAGGAACAUUCCUAAGGUUUCAGUCCACGAGAGUGGUGUACAACGUCGACAACGAAAUAUGGACACGGAAGAAGAGAACCGGCAACGAGCCUGUGGCUUCGGAGGAGAAUUAGCAUAAACGGAGUUACGUGACGACGUUACGGUGCCCAUGGAUGAAUAUACUUAAUGGCUGUUGUCGGUGUAAAAGGUGUUGGGUAAAAUAUCGAGAACAAUAAAUAUGUAAAUAGGAAAUGUAAUACUUUCUCUGCAGAUCGUAUUCUCUUCCCUAUUCAAAAUCAAAUCUUUAUCUUGGAUGUCAGGGGCGUGCGUCCUAAUUUCACGUGCAAUUACAAAAAUCUUUCAUUCGUGUAUCUUGGUCUAAA
Heterotrigona itama is the source of this 720-nucleotide messenger RNA. The record is from the annotation of a GenBank genome assembly. Lineage: Eukaryota; Metazoa; Arthropoda; Insecta; Hymenoptera; Apidae.